GUUCGCAUGCGCCCCGUGCAGCCCAGCCCCACCAUGGCAGCUCCUGCCACCUUCCUGCUGCCUGUCCUCUUCCUCCUCCUCCUCUGCGGGCUGGGUCCCUGCCCUGCUGCUGCCCACAGCCACCCGGAGGUGGAGUGUGUCCUCUUCAACGAGGAGUACAUGACCUGCACGUGGGGGAGCAGAGCGACACUCACGGCCAACUACUCCCUCUACUACUGGUACAGGAACACAUCCAACAAGGUGGAGUGCAAGCAUUACCUGCAGGACCAGGGCGUCAGGGUCGGCUGCCACUUCAAACAGAACGAGAUUAUCCAGUUCCAGCCUUUCCAUGUCCUUCUCAAAGCCAGCAUGGGCGGCAGGACCCUGAACAUCACCAGCAAGCGCAUGGAGCUGCAGGACCUGGUGAAACCAGAGGCGCCCGUCAACCUGACCAUCCACAACAUGAGCAACAAUCAGCUGCAGCUGACCUGGGCCACCACAUACCCCAAAGCCAAGUGCCUGGAGCACACCGUGAAGUACAAGAGCAACAAGGACACCGACUGGACGGAGCUCUCGGUGAAUGGAGAUGUCUUCUCCUUACCCAGCGUGGACUACAAGAAGUUCUACACCUUCUACGUGCGCAGCAAGAUCAACAAAUACUGCGGCAGCACCCAGCUCUGGAGCGAGUGGAGCGUUCCCGUGGUCUGGGGCAGCAACUCCACCAGCAAGGGCACAGUGCACUGGUUCUGGAUCCACACGGUCUUGAUCCCCAUUGCCUCCUGCCUGACCUUGCUGGUCCUUCUCAUCCUGCUGGUGCGCAUGGAAAGGAUAUGGGUCAUCCUAAUGCCCCGAAUUCCCAACCCCAGCAAGAAUUUCGAUGAGCUCUUCAUCACCCACAAUGGCAACUUCCAGGAAUGGGCUGGAGUCCCCAAAGACGUCGUGGAGAGCUUCAAGCCCAACUACAGCGAGCACAUCUGCUAUGUGAGCGAGCUGCCACCCAAGGACAGCUACGAACCCCUCUGGGAGAGCAGCAACCCCCCACCAUCUGCAAUGCCCGGGGCCCCAGCUGCCCCCAGCGAGCACAGCCCCUACAAGAACAGCUAUGGGAGAGUGUGA
Messenger RNA from Myiozetetes cayanensis, 1095 nucleotides. RefSeq names its product interleukin 2 receptor subunit gamma (gene IL2RG). Gene Ontology annotation, biological process: cytokine-mediated signaling pathway. The record is from RefSeq and is a predicted model, not a curated record. Lineage: Eukaryota; Metazoa; Chordata; Aves; Passeriformes; Tyrannidae. Gene Ontology annotation, molecular function: protein binding; cytokine receptor activity. Gene Ontology annotation, cellular component: membrane; external side of plasma membrane.